UUGCGUUCAUGGGGUACCGAGUGAGACAGGUAGAAUAGCACCCGGGCAAAGAAGGUGUGCCGAAUAGCCGACUCGUUCUAUUGUUGCGGGAUUGACGUCAGUUGACGCGAACCAUUCGAUCAAAGCAUGGCUGCCUCGAGCAACCACUACAGAUUUGCGCAACCGACUUACUGCCAGUUUGUGACUGAUGUUAGUUCAGAACUUAUCAAAGCUUGGAACAAUCUUGAGACGACAGAUUUAUAUCCUACCAGCUGGUUAAAAACCUUGCAACGUGAAGGUUCGUGUACAGUACAAGAUAUCGUUUUGUUAGUAGUAUUGUCAGUCGCGUGGACAGUAGUAAGAAGCGUAACUACCAAGUUUUUGUUUGUGCCUAUCGCGAAAAAUUCUGGCCUGAGAAAGAAAGAAGAAUUGAAGGUUCCAGAGUCAUUAUGGAAAUUCAGUUUCUCAACGGUGGCGUGGCUUAUCUCAUCUUAUCUGGUGUUGGUGCAAUACAAUUUGUUUCACGACCCCGUUAACGCAACUACAAAUUGGGUGCUUCAUUCGACGGUUGAGUCAGACAUUUAUUUCGUGUACAUGUUUCAAAUGACCUUCUACAUUCAUUCGGUUCACGCGACACUUGUUCUGGACGAAUGGCGCAAAGAUUCCGUCGUUUUAAUACUGCAUCAUGUCGUGACAAUGAUGUUAAUCUCGGCUUCAUAUUUGUUCAGAUAUACUUACCUUGGGAUUCUGGUGUUGUUUCUCCAUGACUUUAGUGACAUCUUCUUAGAAGUUACCAAGCUUGCCGUUUAUUAUAAAACGAAAGGCGGACGCUGGUCGAAUAUUUGUGGUGUUUUUUCUACUAUUGGUUUCGUUAUGUUUGCGAUUUCGUGGUUUGUGUUCCGAUUAUAUUGGUAUCCGCUGAAGGCAGUGUACGCGUGCGCUUACAUCAGCAGGCAAGUCCAAACUGCAUAUCCACCAUUCUACUUCUUUCUAAACGGACUUAUGCUCACUCUACUCUUUCUGCAUAUGUAUUGGUUUAAGUUUAUCUUGGUGAUGACGUUCAAUAUUUUGAGUGGGAAAAGUAAGAAAGUGGAAGACACAAGAGAGUACAAAGAUUCGCCAACGCCCGAUGAUUCCUUCAAUCAUGUUUCUCGAAAUGGAGCAAAUGUUAAAUUGGACUGAUGCCGUUAUAAACUGGUUCUUCAGUCAUGAAGUUGGAGGUUUCCAGAGCUUGAUUUAGCUCUAACCUUGAAGCUAAACUGUACCUGUGUCCACCUCUGUCCGAAUGAAUUCAUAAAACUCGAUGAAACAAUUCUGACAAAAAAAAAUUUAUGCAAUUUUACAAUUUUUUGGUGCUUUUUAUUUUUGUAGUUGCCAGUUUUUCUUGAUUUAACAUCGACAGAAACAUCGCCAACAACCUACUUGCAAGCAUCUACUUUAAAUAAUUGGGUAACCCCCAAUCCAGUGAAACCUCAAAUAUAAAAUUCC
Messenger RNA from Ciona intestinalis (vase tunicate), 1467 nucleotides. Its product is annotated as ceramide synthase 1-like. The record is from RefSeq and is a predicted model, not a curated record. Gene Ontology annotation, molecular function: sphingosine N-acyltransferase activity. Gene Ontology annotation, cellular component: membrane. Lineage: Eukaryota; Metazoa; Chordata; Ascidiacea; Phlebobranchia; Cionidae. Gene Ontology annotation, biological process: ceramide biosynthetic process.